AGAAAUUGUGAUAAUACUCGUCAGACUCUACUGAUGCUCUACUGUAGUCUCACAACAAAAAAUAAGUAGCUUAAAAGGAAAGGCUAAACAAAAGGGCAUUGCGGUUUAAAUAGAAAGUUACAUUACUUUGAAAUAUGAACAUCAGCAAAGUAGUAGAAUGUUUCGUUUGUCAAAAAACUUUCAGUACUUCAUCAAAUUUGAGGAAACAUGCCAAGAAAUUUCAUCCAGAUACAGUUUUAGUAGAAUCAUAUUAUAAAAACAGUAAACAUUUUAAUUUUACAUGUGAAUGUGGAAAAAAUUUUAACCAUAUUCGUCACUUAAAGUCUCACAGAAAAAUUCAUUUAGACCAAAAACAAAAUAACUUUUUGCAGAAAAAGUGUCCCUUGUGUGAUUUUGCGGAUUGCAAGAAAAGUUUAAUGUUAGAACAUUUUCAGAAAGCACAUAGUAUUUUUGUAGAUUCUAAAGAAUACACAUUUUCCAAUAUUGAACAAUUUGAAAAAUGGAAAACUGAUAUAGAAGUUGAGAGUCAUAGUAGAUAUAUCAGAAAAGCAAAAUGUAAUGAGUCUAAUAUUAGUUACUAUUGUUGUCACCGUUCUGGGAACUAUACACCUAAUGACGAUAGAGUCAGGCGCUUAAAAGGACAAGGAUCCAGAAAAAUAAAUGCUUAUUGCCCAGCAGGUAUGAAACUAAUUCAAAACUCUAACGGAGACUGCAAAGUUGUGUUUAUUGAAACACACCUAGGGCAUGACUUAGAUUUGGAGCAUCUUCAACUUACGCAUUUAGAAAGAAAAGAUCUGGCAAUUAAAAUUGCUUCUGGGAUGGACUUUGAUGAAAUUAUACAGGAAAUUAAGGAAUCAGCAUACCCAGAUAGUACUAAACGAUUACAUCUCAUAACCAAAAAAGAUCUAAGAAAUAUUGAAGCAUGCUUUAAUCGCUCUUCUGCAGUAGUUGUAAAAAAUAAAGAGAAUAUAAAUAAAAUGAAAGGAGAAAAACAAAGUUGUCUUGAUCUGGAAGAAACCAAAAUAGAUGCUGUAGAACUUCAGAAUAUCAAAACCAAUGAGCAUUUAGAUGAAACCAAAGAACACAUUUUAAAAGAAUUUUCUGACUACAUCAGUAAAGUAAAUUCAAUAGUAGAAUUAGAAAGAUUAAAAUUUGUGUUAAAAUCACAUUAUGACUCUUUCGUAUCUAUUAAAUAAAUUGUAUUAUUGUAUUAU
Diabrotica balteata is the source of this 1214-nucleotide messenger RNA. NCBI's taxonomy places the organism in Eukaryota, Metazoa, Arthropoda, Insecta, Coleoptera, Chrysomelidae. The record is from the annotation of a GenBank genome assembly.